CGAAGUACAUACCGUCUGUCUGGACCGACGUCCUUGAAAAAUGCUGUAAGGAUAAUCACGAAGCGGGAUAACGUGAAAAAAAAAAAAAAAAAAUCAUGAGUGGACGCGCCGAGCAUCCGUUUGUAUAUAUUAUCACGUCUCAGUGGAAUGGGCGCCCAAUUCCGAGUCCUACCAGUCCGUCGGUAUUCUAUCUAAAGAAAAGAAAAGACAAGCCUCACACAUUACGUUUUCAAGGGAAUGAAAAACAACUAUCGGAGUUCUCUUCUCUAGAGGAGACGGCAGUGGUAUCCCGAGACUAAUGAUAACUUCAACUUGGUCUUAUCCGCCCACACGUUCACCCGAUACGAUGGACCAUGCAAUUGAAAAGCGCCCUGCCCGGAUACUUCGGGAUUAACUGACCCCCGGUUGCAGACCAAAUGGCCCUCGCCCGUAGCUCACUAGCUAGGGUUGACGACGCCAUGACAUUGCCGAGAAGAGUAAGGGUUCCGAGACUGGUGGAGAGGCACCGGGCGAGCUGUUUUGCUGGAAGGCCAAAGGCCAACAAACAAGGGCCCGGUGUCAGUAAUGCGCUCGUAAAUGGUACAUUCCCAUUCUCUGCCCGUCACAACUAACUGUGAAGUUCAUCGCAAUCCCCGAAAGCAGAUAGUGCUACCAACGGCCUGGCGGUUUGUAAGAUGGGCCCUGUCAACGCAUUACCAGCCGGGCUUGAUGAGAAGCUAGGAUGCUAGUAGCGGUUAGAAUCCUCCGAGGGAUGAAUAUUCAAAAUGAAUUCUCUCUCCGUGGAAGAGCAGAAAUUGCUUCAUUCUCUCUAUCACCAAGUCAAACAGAUCAGUAUGGUGACAGCAACUAGAGCGGAAGAUCCAGGCGCCCGCACUCUAGCACCAUCGGCGCUGACAACAGCAUCAAUAAUACCGAGGACGACUAAGAAAAGCGGGCGCUUUUGGGCUAUCUUUCCUGCCCUUUGCCUGACUACCUUUCUCUCCUCACUCGAUACGUCCAUCCUCUCCACGGCACUCCCGACCAUAUCGAAGGAGCUCAACUCAGGCACGCUGUACAUCUGGAUCACGAACGCGUACCUAUUUUCAUCGACAGUCGUGCAACCGCUUUUCGGUCAGACCUCCAAUAUCUUUGGUCGAAGAUCCCUUAUGAUUCUCUCCGUCGUCUUCUUUGCUCUUGGCAGCGGAUUGGCAGGAGGUGCGAAUGGAAAUACGAUGCUUAUUGUAGGCCGAACGGUUCAGGGCAUCGGCGGUGGGGGCAUCGGCACCCUCGUUGAUAUAAUCAUCUCCGAUCUGGUGCCCAUGCGCGAACGAGGCAAAUAUGUUGCGCUGAUGGCGGCAAUAUGGGCUUUCGGGACAGUAAUUGGCCCCGUGCUUGGGGGUGCGUUAGCGCAGCACGUAUCAUGGAGGUGGAUCUUCUACAUCAACUUGCCGCUAUCGGCGGCCUCUCUAUUUCUUUUAUACUUCUUCUUGAAAGUAUCUCACCCACGAGGUGAAAACAUCUUCAAGCGCCUUUCCAGGGUUGACUUUUUGGGUAAUGGGAUUCUUGUGGCAGCUGUUGUGUCUAUCCUGUUGUCCCUAACCUGGGCAGGUACGGUAUAUCCAUGGUCGUCCUGGAGGAUUAUCACACCCCUUACCGUUGGAUUUGUGGGAAUGAUCCUCUUCUAUACCCACCAAACAUCACGCAUCUGUGUCGAGCCAUCAAUCCCAUUACGAUUGUUUCCAAACCCGACAUCCCUAUGCGCAUUGCUCCUGUCCUUUCAAUUCUAGUCUACUGGACCGGCUAUUUUCUGCCUAUAUAUUUCCAAGCGGUCCUUGGCACCGUCAACCAUGUCCGGCCUCUAUGUUCUUCCGAUCACUGCUGCUAUUACGCCGCUAGGUAUCUUGACGGGCAUCCUCAUCGCGGCCACAGGCAAAUAUCGAGCAUUCCAUUUCCUUGGCUUUGCCUUAAUGUCGGUGGGGGUAGGCCUCUUCUCCACUCUCGACAAUCAGUCGUCCACAGGACACUGGGUGGGAUUCCAGUUUCUUUUUGGCUCUGGAGCAGGGAUGAUAUUUUCGAGCACACUGCCUCCCAUCCAAGCGUCUGUCAGGGAAGCUGACAUGGCCACAGCCACAGCGACGUGGUCAUUCAUGCGCAGCUUCGGAUCGGUGUGGGGUAUAGCGAUUCCUACGGCAAUCUUUAACGAUAAAAUCGAAUCGAUUCUUGGGAGAAUCAAUGACCCAUCGCUACGCGUAGAGCUUUCUAAUGGUGGCGCAUAUGGACUUGCGAGUGCAGGCCUAUCAAGGACUCUCGGCUCCAAUCGGAAAUUGCUUUCAGAAGUGAUUGGAGUCUAUGUUAAUGGCUUGCGGUUCAC
Messenger RNA from Coccidioides posadasii C735 delta SOWgp, 2350 nucleotides. RefSeq lists its product as uncharacterized. Gene Ontology annotation, cellular component: plasma membrane. Gene Ontology annotation, molecular function: transmembrane transporter activity. Gene Ontology annotation, biological process: transmembrane transport. Lineage: Eukaryota; Fungi; Ascomycota; Eurotiomycetes; Onygenales; Onygenaceae. The record is from RefSeq and is a predicted model, not a curated record.